Messenger RNA from Colletotrichum phormii, 879 nucleotides. RefSeq lists its product as uncharacterized. NCBI's taxonomy places the organism in Eukaryota, Fungi, Ascomycota, Sordariomycetes, Glomerellales, Glomerellaceae. The record is from RefSeq and is a predicted model, not a curated record. The transcript has 5 exons. The coding region runs from base 1 to 816 and encodes 271 amino acids.
AUGGGUGAGCUAGACAUAGGUGCUCUCAACCACUUCGUGUCACGCGAUGGAAUCAACCACAGCGAUAUCAACACCAGUAUCCACGGAUGGGUGGCCGCAGGCAGAGACAGGGGAAGUGUCGACAUCCUCUGGUCAAGCUUGUUGACAAUCAUCCUCUGCGUCGUGGAUAGUCACUUGUGUGGCGGUCAAAAAUGGACGUACAAACAGGCUUUCCUCGUUGACAUGGGUGGGAUGUUCCUUAAGAGCCCGGACUUUCCUGAAGGAUUUCCUAUCGACGCGGAACAGCUGCAUUAUCUGGUCAAGCACGGCUUUGUCGACUUUCCUGAUAUGGACUCCAUGGAUAUCGCGGAACGUAAUACGGUCGACACUCUCUCAAGAUUUCCCUCUGACCUGUGGCGCCCUAUGGAAUUGAUGUACUACCCCCUGGGAGGCGUGUUCAUCGUUGACUUCAGCGUAACCUUCAUGAUCGGAUGGAAUUUCCAGUUCCCAACACCGACGGAGCAGCUCAUUUGGAGGCUGGCUGCGUCGUACCACAUGUUUUUCUGUUUGUACGGGGCCUUUCACUACCUUUACGAAGACCAGAAAUGGCAUCGCGCGCAGAAACGCCUGUAUGGAGCUCUUCAGUCAACAGGCCAGGAGGGAGUUGUCCAUCGGCUCAUGGCAUUGGUUCGGUCCCAGGUAAACAACUCGGCGGCAAAGGACCCAACCAUGUCGGUGCCUUUGUUUGUGAUUAUCCCGAAUGUCCUCUGGGCUCAACCGAAGGGGAUCUACUUGACCGGUAACCGGUUCCUCCAUUUCAUCGGGGAAACGUGGUAGUGCGGCUACAAGCAACGAAGGUAAAAUAAGAACAUGAAAACCAAGAAUAGAAUGAUCUCGUCU